AAAACAACCUCCUCUUACACUGCCGGAGUAUGCGCCCACUACCCCUCCCCCUCCGUUCCCUCCCCCGCUCCGCCACCCUCGGCCCCCGGAGAACUGCUUCCGCCGACCGCUACCUGGCGAUCCACCACUUCUUCACGCGCCACGCCGCCAGCCCCAUCUCACGCCACAUCCCGCGCCGGCUCAGUUCCUCCCCCGCAAAACGUUGCCUGGAUUGCCCCACAAGCCAGCCGCCUCCCAACCCUGACAAUCCCACCCCAUAUCCCCCCCAAGGACAUGCCCAGGAAUAUGCUCCGUUCAUCCAGAGGCUCAUACGCCAGUCAAAAGCCAUCGCGCCCAAUUCCCCACAUCGACCCAGCAAAGAAGAACUGCUGGAGGCGGCGAAUGGGUGGUGGCAACGUAUGAGGAUACGGCUUAAGUGGUUUACGAUCAGGGGCUGGAGAAGAUUCAACACGGACGAUAUGAGUGCAUUUGCCAGCUGGUUCUUGGUUGGAAACACUGUGUGGAUUCUUGUCGGGACCACAACAUUUGUUUCUGCAAUAUUCGCUCUUGCCAACUCACUCUCCUUGCAAGAAUACCUCGCCCGUUGGUUAUCCGAUUAUAUGACAUACAACACCGGCGUCACUGUCAUUUUCGAAUCUGCCAUUGUCCCCAAAUGGGGAUCCUCUCUCAUUACAUUCAAAAACGUUUACGUAUCUUGUCGUCCUGAUGAAGGCCCUUCAUCCGCGCCAGUCGAAGGCGGUAAGAAACAUGUGAAAGCCGCAACCGCCAAACCGCCAUCACCCAUCCCAUUCUUAUCCUCUGCCAUUUCUCCCGAGACUUACUUGGCUGCUCCACCUGCACCGCCAGAGGACAAUUACACAAUGUACGACGUCAACAUUGACCAACUCGAAGUUUCGCUCAGCUUUAUGCGUUGGUUGGAUGGUAAAGGUCUUGUGAAAGACGUGCGCAUUAAAGGUGUCCGUGGCGUAGUCGACAGGCGAUCAGUCUGGUGGGACCUUUCAAAGCCUCUUGAUCCCGCUGAUUUCCGGCAUGCGACGCAAAAGGGGGACUUCGAGUUUGAGUCGUUUCAUGUAGAAGACGCGCUCGUGACAGUGUAUCAACCCGGACUGAGGCCGUACAAUGUGUCGAUAUUCAACAUGAUUGUUGGACCGUUCAGAAAGAGGUGGUUGUUUUAUGAUUUGAUGAGCGCCGAGGGUAUCACGGGACAGUUUGAUAACUGUUUGUUCAGUCUGCAUAUGCCUCAGAAACUUGGGAAAUCGGUGGAGAAGGAAGGAGGUAUGGUCAAGCGAAUGGCCCGAUUCAGAAUCGACGGUCUCCCCAUCGAACAUGUCCAAUAUGCCUCUGGCUACACCCCACCCAUGUCAUGGCUGACAUCCGGCAAGCUCGACGCUGUGCUUGACAUCAAAUUCCCCCAUCAUCCAGACGACCAAGUCGACCUUCAAGCGCUUUUCGCCGAAAUUGGGCGGAAUGUCGCUACCAUCUCGCAUGGCGUUCACCCAGACGAUCCAGAUGAAGAUAAACUGAAAGGAGCGAUCGAAUCGGCUGAGACCAGUUUGGUAGGGGUUAUUCCGGGCCAACAUCGGUUGGCGAGACCGCCUCUGCGUGCACCCAAAAAGGGAGAUUAUGGGAAAGAAGAGGAAGAACGAAAAGUAGUGGUGGAUAUCGAUUUGCGAUUUAGGGAUUUAAAGGCUGCUGUGCCGCUGUAUACGACAGAUUUAACUGUCACCAACAAUGCCUUGAUCAGGCCUAUCGUAGCGUUCAUCAAUGCAAACAAGACUCUAGUUCCAAUCCACUGCCAGGUGGACGCCGAUCUGGGCAACUUUGAAGGGUCGUGGACCCUCUUUGAAACCGGUUUGAUGACAUCCAUAUCUGACCAAAUAUACGAAGCCAUGGCAUUCCACGUUUCCUCUGAAGCGGCCAAUUCUCGACGACUAAGACAAGUUUCAGUAUGGGGUAUACAGAGGAGCGCAGAAGUGUUAAUAGAUAUGCUGAGAGGGGUGGUAGAUCCUGUUGGGGCGCAAUUUGCCACGGUUUAAUGAAAAGGUGUAAGGAAAAGAAGAUACAAACAGAGAGAAUUUAAUAUUUUGGGUUUCCGGUAUACGAAAAUGUUUGUUAUACUUUUAUAGUCUUGUAUUCGUUUUGUACAGGUUUUGCCGCUAUAAUAUCUCAUCAUUUCAGGACAGCUAUUCACACUUUUCAGACUU
This is a messenger RNA of Cryptococcus deneoformans JEC21, 2204 nucleotides long. Its product is annotated as mitochondrion organization and biogenesis-related protein, putative. Bases 30 to 2036 code for a protein of 668 amino acids. The record is from RefSeq and is a predicted model, not a curated record. Gene Ontology annotation, biological process: mitochondrion inheritance. Gene Ontology annotation, cellular component: mitochondrial inner membrane. The transcript is spliced from 6 exons. NCBI's taxonomy places the organism in Eukaryota, Fungi, Basidiomycota, Tremellomycetes, Tremellales, Cryptococcaceae.